Messenger RNA from Penicillium antarcticum, 891 nucleotides. Its product is annotated as RTA1 domain-containing protein. The record is from RefSeq and is a predicted model, not a curated record. Lineage: Eukaryota; Fungi; Ascomycota; Eurotiomycetes; Eurotiales; Aspergillaceae. The transcript is spliced from 3 exons. Gene Ontology annotation, cellular component: plasma membrane; fungal-type vacuole. Bases 1 to 891 code for a protein of 296 amino acids.
AUGACUUAUACCGUUCAACAACUCAUUGAGAUCAGCCAGGGUUGCACUGCAUUGCAGAAUGAUUUGAAGCCAUCAUAUGGAUAUGUCCCAACAAAGGGAGCAGGUAUUGCGUUCUGCAUCCUCUUUGGUUUCUCUAUGGUCGCACAUACAUUUCAAUUUUGCUGGAAGCGUACAUGGUGGUGCAGUGUUUUUGCCAUCGGAUGUUUAGUCGAACUCCUUGGCUGGGCUGGCCGGACUUGGUCCUCUGACUGUCCAUAUAACUCGACCGCAUUCAUGAUUCAGAUCUCAACAUUGAUCAUCGCUCCAACAUUCUUCACAGCAGGAAUCUACAUCCUCCUCGGCCGCUUUAUCCAGAUCUUCGGCCGCGAAUCCUCCAUCCUCUCCCCAAAGCAAUACCUCUGGAUCUUCUGCACAUGUGACAUAAUCUCACUGGUCGUCCAAGCAGCCGGUGGCGGCCUGGCAUCUUCCGAAUCGGACAAAAUUGGCGGGGAUACGGCACCAGGCACAAACACUAUGGUAGCCGGUAUCGUUUUCCAGCUGGUCUCUAUUACCAUUUUCGUCGGAUUUGCAGGUGAUUUUCUUCGUCGCAUUACAAAACUUGGGUAUUUGAGCUCGGCUUCGGGGUCUUUUAUCAUGCUGAUGGGUGCAAUGGUUCUGUCGGUUGUGUGCAUCUACAUCCGGAGUAUCUACCGUACUGUGGAAUUGGCACAAGGAUGGGAUGGAGAUCUCAUUACGCAUGAGUCUUACUUUAUUGGGCUUGAUGGUGUUAUGAUGAUUAUUGCUGUUGGUGUUUUCAACUUUUUCAAUCCUGGGUGGUUGCUUCCCUCUGUUGGGGGUGCUGGUCUGCCUGUUUCUCGGUCGAGUGUUGAGUUAAAGCCUGGUCGCUAUUGA